Molecule: messenger RNA, 6048 nt
Organism: Talaromyces rugulosus
Lineage: Eukaryota; Fungi; Ascomycota; Eurotiomycetes; Eurotiales; Trichocomaceae
Exons: 2
Coding region: 1-6048 (2015 amino acids)
Biological process (GO): protein import into nucleus; mRNA export from nucleus
Cellular component (GO): nuclear pore
Molecular function (GO): structural constituent of nuclear pore
Source: RefSeq, a predicted model, not a curated record
AUGGCUGCAGCCACGAUCGAAAUCCCUUUUCUCGCGUCGCACUAUGGCCUUUCUGAAGCCAGCUUGACCACCCUCACCCAGGCUCCCACGGUCGACCUUGUGAACCAGCUCCUGGAGAGCAUAUCGACCAAGGCCCGCGAAUUCGACGACCUCAAGUCGGAUAAACUGCGCCUAGAAGUCGAGCUGGAAAACUCAGUCCGCUCGAGCGAGUCAAAGACUAAAGUGCUGAAGACGUCGGUUGAAAAGGGCUUGACCGAAAUCCACGACCUUCGUACCCGUCUUCAAGAGUCAGAGAACAACCGGUCGAACCUUGAAUCCGAGAUUUCCACUAUCAAAUCGUCGACUAGCUCGAAUGAGUCGGAAGCCAACGGACUCAAGUCACGCAUCACUUCCCUGGAGACAUCGAACCGCGAUACUUUGUCUCUCUUGGAAUCCAAAACCUCUGCCUACGACAAACUUUCGGACGAACUGUCCGCUACUCACCAGAAAACUGUCGACCUGAGACGCCAGCUGUCUACAGUGGAGCAAAAUCUUCAAGCAGCAAACUCAGCAUCUGCAAGUGCUCGCUUCCGCGAACAGAGCCUUCAGCAAGAGCUUGACCUGACCAAGAAGAACAAUGAAUACUUUGAGACGGAACUUCAGGCGAAAAAUGCGGAGUACCUCAAGUUCCGCAAGGAAAAGGGUGCUCGCAUUUCCGAGCUCCAACGUGAAAUCGAAGAGGCCUCUACAACGAUCGACCAACUCCGCCGGAAUGAAAACACGCUGAAGAGCCGUCUAGACGACGUCGAACAGAAAUAUGAAGAAUCCAUUGCCUCUAUGCAAUCUCUUAGGGAAGAAUUCACGUCCACUAGUGAAUCGCUUCGCAUCGAGCUUGACAGCGCCAACCGUCUAGCCGAGCUUCAAGGAAACGCGGCUACCACAGCCAAGCAGCGUGUCCAAGAAUGCCAGCUUGCUCUAGAGAAAGCACGCGACGACGCUGCUGAAGAAAUAUCGAGGUUGCGAGUGGAAGGUGAAACUGAGCAUUCGGACAAAGAAGCUGCUGAACGCAAAAUCGUCGAGCUCGAGACGCGAAUCGGCCAGCUCGAAUCCCAGGGACCUCUCAGUCCGGCUCAUCUCAAUGGCGGCCCUUCCACGCCCCUACGCCCCUCGACUCCUGCUGGGACGUUUUCGCCGCGGACAUCUAAAUCCAGAGGCGGCCUAACAAUGACACAACUAUAUUCCGAGUACGACAGAGUCAGGUCACAGCUUAUCGCCGAGCAGCGCAACAAUGCGGAAUUAAAAGCAACUCUCGAUGAGAUGGUCCAGGAUCUAGAAUCAAGCAAGCCCGAAAUCGAUGACUUGCGUGCUGACCAUGCAAGACUUGAAAAUGCUGUCAUGGAAAUGUCCAAUAUCCUUGAGACAUCUGGGAAGGAACGUGACGAAGCUACCCGCGAGGCAAGGAAGUGGCGUGGCCAAGUCGAAGGGCUGACCAAAGAAACGGAAAUUCUGCGACAACAGCUUCGAGAUCUUAGUGCCCAAAUUAAAGUCCUUGUCUUGGAGGUUGCCCUUUCCAAGGAAGGCCAGGAAUAUAAUAGGGAAGAGUUGGAGAAGAUUGCUCGCAACGAGGUCGAGGAGUCCAUGUCUACUCUCAACUCUACUGGUCGUUUCAUAACACAAAAUUUGACCACGUUCAAAGACCUAAACGAGCUUCAGGAGCAAAACGUUACCCUUCGCCGCAUGCUCCGAGACCUUGGUGACCGCAUGGAAAGCCAGGAAGCUAGAGAACGAGAAGCUUCGUAUCAGCAAGAUCAAGAAGAACUAAAGGAACUGCGCAUUCGCGUCCAGACAUAUCGGGACGAAAUAACGAACCUCACAGCCCAAACCAAGAGUUACGUGAAGGAGCGCGAUACAUUCCGCAGCAUGCUGAUGCGCAGAGGUCAAGCCAGCGCCGACAACUCCAUCUUCUCACAAUCGGUGCCCCUUGGAUCAGCACCACCAACGAUACCACAGCAAUCUGCCGACGUCACUGAUUAUGCAGACCUCCUACGCAACGUCCAGGCUCAUUUCGACACUUUCCGACAGGAAUCGGCAACAGAUCAUACAGCUCUGAAGCAGCAAGUCAAUGAUCUUUCUCGCAAGAAUAGCGAACUUAUGAGCGAUGCUAGCCGAUUAAACAGCCAGCUAGGCGCAGCUGCACAGCGAGCAGAGUUGCUCCAAAACAACUUUAAUAUGAUCAGGACUGAGAAUAGCGAACUCCAAAAGCGCUACUCGACUUUGAUGGAGAAUGUCAAUCGCCAAGAGAUCAAAACUCAACAAGCUGCAGAGGAUCUAGUCGCGGCUAAGGGAUUAGUUGAUAGUUUACAACGAGAAAAUGCCAACCUCAAGGCCGAAAAAGACCUGUGGAAGAACAUCGAAAAGCGACUAGUUGAUGACAACGAAUCUUUGCGGAACGAGCGAGGUAGACUCGAUUCAUUAAACGCCAACCUCCAAAAUAUUCUCAACGAGCGUGAACAUACCGAUGCAGAGAGUCGCCGGCGUCUUCAACACAACGUGGAAUCUCUCGAGUCUGAACUACAAUCCACGAAGAGGAAAUUGAACGACGAAGUCGAAGACACCAAACGCACCACUUUGCGACGAGAGUACGAACACGAGCAAAGUCAGAAGAGAAUUGACGACCUAGUGACCAGCCUCGCUUCCGUCCGCGAAGAACUGAUCGGUGUCAAGACCACACGUGAUCACUUGCAAUCAAGAGUCGACGAGCUCUCUGUGGAGCUCAAGAGUGCUGAGGAGCGUAUCGAAGUGUUACACUCUAGAUCCAGUGCUACUUCUGCUCCUGCAACGUCGACUGAAGCCGCUCCUGGAGGAGGUGAAGCAAACGGUUCUGGUGGUCUCUCUAGAGAACAAGAAUUGGCAAUUGAAGUUUCCGAAUUGAAGCGCGAUCUUGAGCUUGCAAGGACAGACUUGCAGCACGCUAAGGAACAAGUAGAGGAUUAUAAGGCUAUCAGCCAAAAUACGGAAGAACGUCUACAAUCAGUUUCUGAAACCCAAGAUCAAUACCGCGAAGAAACCGACCAACUGGUACAAGAGAAGGACAGCAAAAUCCAAGAUCUUGAGAAACGCAUUGAAGAAAUAUCCUCCGAGCUCUCCACAACAAACAGCGAACUGUCCCGAUUGCGCGACGAGCAAUCCGAAGUCACCCGUCGAUUUGAGGAGCAAAAGGCCGGUUUUGAGUCUGACAUUGUCCGUCUCAAAGAGGAAGCGGAGCGUCAGCUUGAGAAUGCCAAAACCUACGAGCAGAGUGUGCAGGCACAAGCAGAGAUUGCCCAACAAGCCCAGCAAAACUACGAAAAUGAGCUACUCAAGCACGCCGAGGCCGCGAAGCAACUACAAACGGUCCGUUCCGAGGCCAACGAACUGCGCCUAGAAAUCGUCGGUGUCAGAACGCAAGCGGAGAAUUCCAAGAAAGAUUUGACUCAGAAGGAGGAGAGCUGGAAAGAGCAGAAAGACCGGUAUGAGGGAGAAAUCCUUGAGCUGCAAAAACGCCGCGACGAGAUACUGCACCAAAACUCGCUGUUACACAACCAGUUAGAAAACAUCACCAAGCAGAUAUCGACUUUGCAAAAGGAUCGAGCCAAUAUGGCCGCGGGUGAAGACGAAAGUGAAGGUGCAAGCUCCAGCCUUGAGUCUCUCCAAGAAGUCAUCAAGUACUUGCGAAGAGAGAAGGAAAUAGUCGAAGUCCAAUAUCACCUCUCAACACAAGAAAGCAAGCGACUCCGCCAACAGCUAGAUUAUACGCAAUCCCAGCUAGAUGACACUCGACUCAAGCUGGAGCAACAACGUCGGGCUGCUGCCGACAGCGACCACCAAUCGCUUAGCCACAACAAACUGGUGGAGACGCUCAACGAACUGAACGUAUUCCGCGAGAGCAGCGUGACUCUGCGCAACCAAGCUCGCCAAGCUGAAACGGCUCUUGCAGAGAAGACUGCUCGCGUCGACGAGCUUGCUCAACAAAUUGAACCUCUUCAGAACAAGGUUAGAGAGCUGGAGAACCUUGUCGAGACAAAGGAGGAAGAGAUGAAGCUGGUGCAGGAUGACCGUGAUCGGUGGCAACAACGCACCGAAACCAUUCUUCAGAAAUACAACCGUGUCGAUCCGACUGAAAUGGAAGCUCUCAAGGAGAAGCUCGACACGUUGGAGAAGGAGCGAGACGAAGCGACUGAAGUUCGCAACACCUUGCAGACCCAAGUCGAUGGAUUCUCAGAACAACUAGUUAAGGCGGGUGAAGAUGCUAAAGCAGAGUUGCGUAACAAGUUGACCGAGCAGUUCAAAGCCCGAUCAAAGGACCUCAGUGGACGAGUCAAGACCAAGGACAUCGAACUGAAAGCUGUCCAACAAGAAAAGGAAGUCAUUCAACAAGAACUCGACUCGGCUCGCGAAGAGAUCAACCAGCUGAAAUCACAAUCGGCGGAACCAUCUGCAACUCCGAUGCAAGUGGAGGGAGAAACGGCUACUCCAUCUGUCACACAGCAACUAGCACCUACGCCAUCUGCUGGUGAUGAAGAAAAGGUCAAGGCUCUUGAAGAGAAGGUGGCCCGCUUGGAAUCUGCUCUGGCCGAGAAGGAGGCGCAAUUCGAUGCCAAAUUGAAAGAGCGUUCCGACAAGAUGAAGGAGACGUUUAACAGCAAGGUUGCCGAGAUACGCAAUAGCCACAAGCAACAGAUUGAUACCCUCAAGGCGCAGCAGUCCAACGAGCCUGCACAGCCUUCUGAAGCCCCGGCGCCUGGAACUCCAGCUCCGGGGACUCCAGUGCCAGGAACACCUGCAAAGACCGAAUCUGGUGGUCCAUUGCCAGAGUUAACCGAAAGCCAAGUCAAAGACCUUGUGGCUAACAAUGAGGUCAUCAAAGGAAUCAUUAAGCGCAACAUCCAAACGCAGGUCAACAAAGUCAAGGCACAGAUGCAGCAACAGGAAGCACAGAUUCAGGCCGCUACAGGACCAAGCCCUGAAGCGGUGGCCGAACUCGAGCAGAAAUUCGCAGAGGAGCGGGAGCGCCUCAAGAGAGCCUCCGACCAAGCAACCGAUGAGAAGGUCAAGUCAGCAGUUGAGUUAAAUGACAAAAAGUCCGCCGUCAAAAUCAGCAUGCUCGAACAGCGCGCCAAGGUUGCCAUGGCCAAAAUUGUUGUCGUUCAAAAGGCAGCUAGCGAAACCCCUGAGAAGCCGGUGCGUGAGGUCUGGGAAAUUGCCAAAGACGUAAAACCACCCCCAGCGACCCCUGCAAAGCCACCUGUCGCCACACCUCAGAAGAGUACGCCGGCAACUCAAGGACAAGCUGUCCAACCUGUUGCUCCUGCAGCUGCAGCUCCACCUCCAGCUACACCAGCUGCUCCACAAACCCCUACUCCAAACGCAGCAGCACCGAGUCCAUUCGCGGCGAUCCAGCAAAAUCAACCAGUUCAGCAACAGCCAGCGCCUCCAAAUCCGUUUGCUGCCAUUCAGCAAAACCAAACCCAGCCACAAACCACUCCAAAUCCUUUUGCACAAAGCCAGCAGACUACUGCAAGCUCGUUUGCUGCAAUCCAACAGCCACAGCAGCAACAACAGACGGCACAAACUCCACAAGCCCAACCUAAUCAACCAGUCCCCCAGAAUCAGCCAGUGGCGCUGCCUGGAAAACCACAACCCGCUAAUAACGUUGGAACUGGGCCUGCUGCAUUAAAGGCUCUUCAGUCUGGUCUUCCCAUUCCGCGCGGACGUGGUGGUCCCGGCGCCGAUGGACAACAGCAGGGUCAGCAACAACAUGGCCAGAAUCAGAGUCAACGUGGCUCUGGAUUACCUCGUGGUGGACGCGGUGGCCGUGGUCGUGGUAAUCAGCGUGGUGGUGGCCAGGCAGCCUCCCCGCAAGCACAUGAUGGCGCUGGUAGUAACAGAGGGGCGAUGAAUGCAAAUGCUCGCCAGUUCAUCCCUCAGGGCAACAAACGUCCUCGUGAGGAUGCUGGAGAAGGCGGAGGUGAUGGGGAUAACAAUCUUGGAAAGCGAAUCCGAGGCGGUGGACAUAAUCGAGGCGGUUAA